UGUGGCAAUAUUCAACUGCUGACUUUCAUCAUCGCCUAAAUUUACUAAAUUUUACUAUAUUUUCGUACAGUGUUUCAUAUUUUGUAAUAAACAAAAUUGCUUCCCCAAUAAAGCGAUACUUAGGCGGCUGCAUUAGUUUUUUUGGCAUAUUUCAAAGGCAGCUGCGUGGUGCUAUAAUGGAUACGGAACCUUUAGACCCUAUGGAUAUACUUGCAUAUACUACUGAGGAGUUGCAAGGGCGUUAUCGCCUUGCCAAAGAUGGCACAGAGAAAGCUAAAGUAUUCGCUGAUUUCCUGUGUCGUUGGGAUGCAGACACAGCGCUGGCACCAGUGAAGAACAUGAAGAUCGAAUUUCAAGCAGAUCUUGAUUGGUUCAAUGUUACACGGCCGUUACCUUUGAAGUCGCUGCAUGGCAAGCUGGUUGUGCUAGAUUUCUUCACCUACUGUUGCAUCAAUUGUAUGCAUAUUUUACCAGAGCUGCAUGCGCUCGAAGAACUCUAUCCACCAGAAAGUGGUUUAGUUGUGAUCGGUGUGCAUAGUCCGAAAUUUGAGAAUGAAAAAGAUGGCGCCAACAUAUUGUCUGCUGUACAACGUUACGGCAUUACACAUCCUAUUGUAAACGAUGCACGCAUGACAUUAUGGCGCGCCAUCGGUAUACGCUGUUGGCCAUCAUUGCUAGUGUUGAGUCCAAGCGGUGCGCCCAUGUUGUUACUAAUGGGUGAAGGACAUGGUGCAUUUCUGCAAAGCUUCACCGAACAGGCGUUACGUCAUUACAAAGCAAAAGGUGAAAUAGAUAACUCGGCGUUGCCACUCAAAUUGUCUACUGAUGCUAUGCCAGCGUCGAACCUUCGUUUCCCCGCAAAAAUUGCACGUAGCGAGAAUGGACAAUUUGCCGUUGCUGACGCGGGCAAUCAUCGUGUUUUAAUAUUUGAUAGCGAAGGUGUCGUGCGUCAACGUAUUGGUGGCAGUACGCCUGGUUUUGUUGAUGGCGAUUUUACGACAGCACGCUUUAACUCACCACAAGGUCUGGAUUUUCUUGAUGAUGAUGUUUUAAUUGUCGCCGAUACCGAGAAUCAUGCCUUGCGACAAAUAACUUUGAGCGCGUGUCGUGUCGAAACACUAGCCGGUACUGGUCAACAGGGUAAUGAUCGUGUAGGCGGCAAAUUGGGACCACUACAAGCUAUCUCUUCGCCUUGGGACAUAGCUGCGUUCAGAAUGCGCGACAUGGAUAUGUCAUUUCAUUUGGAUGAACGUAUUGUGCCUGAAAAAGCAAUUGUACUAGUGGCUAUGGCAGGCACACACCAAAUUUGGGGUUACUUUCCCGAGGGUAUCAUUUGGUGGAAAUAUCGGCAAUUAGAUCAACGUUCAUGUGUAGCAAUUAUCGGUAAUGGCAUGGAGGAGAAUCGCAAUAAUUCAUAUCCACAAAAUGCAGCAUUCGCACAACCCUCAGGUUUGGCUUUGGGUAAGAAUUUUCUCUAUAUUGCGGACAGUGAGAGUUCCAGUAUACGUAAAGUGUCAAUGGUGGACGGCAAAGUAAUGCCGGUUGUGGGCGGUGACCGAAAUCCAUUAAAUUUAUUUGCUUUCGGUGACGUCGAUGGCAAACAGUACAACGCAAAACUACAGCAUCCACUUGCGGUCGCCUACAACAGUGCGACAGAUAAAAUUUUUGUCGCCGACACCUAUAAUCACAAAAUUAAAGUAAUAGACACCGCCACAAGUUGCAUAGAAACGCUGUUGAUUAAGGACGAGAAUGGCGCACUGUUACAAUUCAAUGAACCUGCUGGCUUGUGCUUCGACGCCAGCGGUCAAUUGCUUUAUGUUGCCGACACUAAUAACCACCGCAUACAAUUGGUAGAUAUGAAAACGCUUACAGCGAAAUCUUUCAAGUUGGACUUCAAUGCAAUCGCCGCUGCCAGUAAUGACACGGAAACUGAUUCAGCGCUCAGCCGCGGCUUAAAACUGCUCAAAAGCGUGCCAUUACGCUCUUGCGUACAAUUGAAGUUGCGUGUAAAUAUCAGUUUGAGUAACGAAUUGAAGUUCACAGAGGCGGCACCACAACGUUGGACACUUAAGAGUGUCACACCGGGCUUGCAACCGUCAGCGACUUCGGGACAAAUAACUAAUGGCGCGCUUAACUUGCAACUCGAACGCAAUGCAGCUUUAUUGCCGGCCGAAGAAGAAGUUAAGUUGGAUCUUGCGCUAAGCCUAUGCGAUGCAAAUAGUUGUCUUAUGAAGCGUUUUGCUUUGGUGCUAACAGAUAGCAACGCCACUGCAGCGUCGUUGGAUAAAGCGUGUGUACUCGAUGAAAACAUAAAUAUUAAAAUUACGCAAAAUGAGAUUCUUAUUAGUUAGUGAAAAUUCGGCGUUUACUUUUUUACAUUUGUUAUGAAAGUGUAUUGAAAUCGUUGUGUUUCGUGUUAUAGAUUUAUAGUUUAUGUAAAUGCGCGUAUAUAUGUAUACGUUAAAGUACUUGUACUUUUGUAAAAAUGCAAUAACAACGUAUAAAGAACUUGCGACGCUUUUAUAAUUGCAAAUAAAGUGUGUACUUAAAAAGUGUA
Zeugodacus cucurbitae (melon fly) is the source of this 2557-nucleotide messenger RNA. Its product is annotated as NHL repeat-containing protein 2. Gene Ontology annotation, molecular function: protein binding. Lineage: Eukaryota; Metazoa; Arthropoda; Insecta; Diptera; Tephritidae. The coding region runs from base 177 to 2351 and encodes 724 amino acids. The record is from RefSeq and is a predicted model, not a curated record. The transcript is spliced from 3 exons.